GUGAGUAGACGAGAGUCACUGCUUCUACUCUCGCGAUACUUUGUCAGUGGGUCGCGGAGCAGUAUGGCAGCCGUCGCGCUGAGGUCCUGCCGCAGAGGACUUUCACAUAUUUUAAGUAAUGGAGGACUCGCAGCUUUGUCCCCACAGCGUCUGGAAGGAGUCCGGAGACAUAAGUCCACAGUGCAGUAUGCUUCACGACCAGACCUUCCAAAGCUGGCCUACAGAAGCGUGAAGGGGAAGAGCCCAGGUGUGCUCUUCCUCCCAGGAUAUGGCUCCAACAUGAAUGGCAUGAAAGCUGAGGCACUGGAGGAGUUCUGUGUGUCACUAGGGCACUCAUACCUUAGGUUUGACUACACGGGACAUGGGGCCUCAGAGGGGGUGUUUUCAGAAGGGACUAUUGGAACUUGGAAAAAAGACGUCCUUUACGUGUUGGAUGAGUUAGUCGAGGGGCCACAGAUAAUGGUGGGCUCCAGUAUAGGCGGUUGGCUCAUGCUGCUGGCAGCCAUUGCAAGACCAGAGAAGACUGCAGCCCUGGUGGGCAUCUCCACUGCCGCUGACCACAUCGUCACAUUGUUCAACGCUCUUCCUCUGGAGACACGCAAGGAGUUUGAGGAGAAGGGGGAGUGGAAACAGCCCACCAAACACUCGGAGGACGGUUUAUACAAGUUUAGCAUCGACUUUCUGAGAGAGGCCGAGAAUCACUGCGUGCUCCAGAGUCCCAUCCCCGUCACCUGUCCUGUUCGGCUCAUCCAUGGGCUCAAAGACGAGGACGUCCCCUGGCACAUCUCCAUGCAGGUUGCAGAACGCAUCCUCAGCCCUGAUGUGGACGUCAUCCUCCGGCGACAUGGCCAGCACCGCAUGUCUGAGAGGGACGACAUCAAGCUCAUGGUCUACACCAUCGAUGAUCUCAUAGACAAGCUGACCACUCUGGUUUGAGUAAGGGAUAAGAGAGGUUAAGGAGAUAAGGACUUUGAUUACUGGGAAGUCAACCCUCAAGAAAUGUACCAAACAAUGGCAUGUCUCUGCCAAAUAUGACCUUUUAUCCAUCUGUUGUUCUCCCUGUGCUUCAUCUGUCAUUUCAACAUGCCAUUACAGUGCAAACGAUAUUGAACGGGAGCUUCCCUGUUAGCGGUUCCCGUGUGUCUUCAGGUUGCAUUUGUAUGUUUUCCAGGUUAUUAUAUGAAGUGGCCGUCAUUAGAGGCAUCAGUUGCUGCUGCCCCUCCCUCUUUGCUUUACCUUUUUAAAUAAUUUUCCACCUGUUUUGGCCAAUAAAACCGCUGCACACUA
Cottoperca gobio is the source of this 1287-nucleotide messenger RNA. It is a transcript of the gene abhd10b, whose product is annotated as abhydrolase domain containing 10, depalmitoylase b. The record is from RefSeq and is a predicted model, not a curated record. Lineage: Eukaryota; Metazoa; Chordata; Actinopteri; Perciformes; Bovichtidae. The transcript is spliced from 5 exons. The coding region runs from base 64 to 936 and encodes 290 amino acids. Gene Ontology annotation, molecular function: hydrolase activity, hydrolyzing O-glycosyl compounds; palmitoyl-(protein) hydrolase activity. Gene Ontology annotation, biological process: protein depalmitoylation. Gene Ontology annotation, cellular component: mitochondrion.